Molecule: messenger RNA, 825 nt
Organism: Topomyia yanbarensis
Lineage: Eukaryota; Metazoa; Arthropoda; Insecta; Diptera; Culicidae
Product: zinc finger protein 708-like
Exons: 1
Coding region: 1-825 (274 amino acids)
Biological process (GO): regulation of transcription by RNA polymerase II
Cellular component (GO): nucleus
Molecular function (GO): RNA polymerase II transcription regulatory region sequence-specific DNA binding; DNA-binding transcription factor activity, RNA polymerase II-specific
Source: RefSeq, a predicted model, not a curated record
AUGUGCGAUGAAAAGUUCUACCUUAUCCACAUGUUCCAACGGCACCAGUUACGUCACACGGGCGAACGUCCGUACAAGUGCGACAUCUGUGGGAAAACAUAUGUAAUGGCGCACCAUUAUAGGACGCAUUUGAUAUUGCAUACUGACGAGUUCAAGUGCGUUGAAUGCGACAAACGCUUCGAUUCCCAAUACGGACUCGAUAGGCAUCGAAGGGCGCAGCAUACAGACGAACGACCGCACAAGUGCGAAAUAUGCGGAAAAUCUUUCCUACUGGCGAGUUACCUGGAACGACACGUUACCACCCAUACUGGCGAGCAACGUUUCAGUUGCGACAUCUGUGGUAAACGAUUUACCGCAAAAUACAAUCUGGACGGCCACGUGAGAACUCAUACGGGCGAACGUCCGUUCAAGUGUGACAUAUGUGGCAAAGCAUUCGGUAGACUCAGUGCCUGCCAGUUACACCGUGCAGCUCAUACUAAGAAUCGUUCGUUCAAAUGCGACAGCUGUGGUAAAAAAUUCGCCGUCAGUGCGCAGCUCAAACGGCACAUGGUAUCACACAGUAGUACACGUCCACAUAAUUGUGACAUAUGCGGUAAGGGAUUCUUGUACCAUAAUCACCUGCUCGAUCAUUAUAACCGUCACUACGGCGUACAGCCGUACGAGUGCGAACUCUGUGGAUCGAAAUAUGGUUCGAGGCUCGGUUUGAAGAACCACCGGAUGAAGCAUACCAACCCGACGACUGAUGAUCCGUUCAAGUGUAAAGUUUGUGGAUUGUUCUUCGCUACGAAGAGCGCUUUCACUCAGCAUAAAAAAGUCCACUCCUAA